Molecule: messenger RNA, 1349 nt
Organism: Peromyscus eremicus (cactus mouse)
Lineage: Eukaryota; Metazoa; Chordata; Mammalia; Rodentia; Cricetidae
Product: olfactory receptor 52H1-like
Exons: 1
Coding region: 117-1064 (315 amino acids)
Biological process (GO): G protein-coupled receptor signaling pathway
Cellular component (GO): membrane
Molecular function (GO): G protein-coupled receptor activity; olfactory receptor activity
Source: RefSeq, a predicted model, not a curated record
UAUAGGAAAGAGGAGAACUGGUUCCAAGAGGUUGUGGAGGAGUAACUACCACACAAUUCCUUAUGCUCACUACACACAUUUGCUUUUAGCACAGAAGAGCUAUUCUUCAGAUAUCAAUGGCCAUGCACAACACAAGUAGCUACAACACUGGCUCCUUCACCCUUUCAGGCAUCCCUGGACUUGAGCAGUACCAUGUCUGGAUCAGCAUCCCUUUCUGCUUUAUCUAUUUGGUGGCCAUCGUGGGCAACAGCAUCCUUCUCUACCUCAUUGCAGUGGAAAACAGUCUGCAUUCCCCCAUGUUCUUCUUCCUUUCCAUGUUGGCCAUGACUGACCUCAUAUUGUCUACCACCUGUGUCCCCAAGACCCUUAGCAUCUUCUGGUUUGGCCCUCAGGAAAUCAGUUUUCCUGGCUGUCUGACCCAGUUGUUCUUCCUGCAUUACAGCUUCGUCUUGGACUCAGCUAUCUUGCUGGCUAUGGCAUUUGACCGCUAUGUGGCCAUCUGCUCACCCUUGAGAUAUACCACUAUUCUUACACCCAAAGCUAUUGUCAAAAUUGCUGUAGGAAUCUCUUUCCGAAGUUUCUGUGUUUUUGUCCCGUGUGUUUUCCUUGUGAACCGCCUACCCUUCUGCAGGACACACAUCAUUGCCCAUACCUACUGCGAGCACAUCGGUGUUGCCCGUCUGGCAUGUGCAGAUAUCUCCAUCAACAUCUGGUAUGGAUUUUGUGUUCCUAUCAUGACAGUGAUUAUAGAUGUGGUCCUUAUAGCCAUCUCCUACACUCUCAUCCUAUGUGCUGUUUUUCGUCUUCCCUCCCGAGAUGCACGCCAGAAGGCCCUGGGCACCUGUGGUUCUCAUGUCUGUGUCAUCCUCAUGUUCUAUAUACCAGCAUUCUUCUCCAUCCUUGCUCAUCGCUUUGGACACAAUGUCCCUCGCACUUUUCACAUCAUGUUUGCCAACCUAUAUGUAAUUAUCCCACCUGCGCUCAACCCUAUUGUCUAUGGAGUGAAGACCAAGCAGAUACGGGAUAAAGCCAUUCUUCUGCUCUUUCCCAAAUCGUCCCAGUGACAGACAGAUGCCUGAGGUCUUGGAUCUGCAGGCCAGUUCAUAAAGUACAGUAGGUCAAAGGCUGAACCUACAGCCACUGGCUUCCGAGAGAGGACACAUGGAACUACUCUUCCUAAUCAGAGUUGGGGUUUUGUUUUCUUAGUUAUUUUAUGCAGAAGCCUACUCAACCAUUUUAGUUUUAGGAAAAGAACCUCCGACAUUAGAAGAAAAAAGAUAUCUAUUUCACUUCUGAAAAUAAACAACUUAUCUUAAAUAAAAAUCUUGCAAUUCUCUUUGGUUAUGCUA